This is a messenger RNA of Amphibalanus amphitrite, 8338 nucleotides long. RefSeq names its product protein outspread-like. The record is from RefSeq and is a predicted model, not a curated record. Gene Ontology annotation, cellular component: actin cytoskeleton. Gene Ontology annotation, molecular function: actin filament binding. Lineage: Eukaryota; Metazoa; Arthropoda; Thecostraca; Balanomorpha; Balanidae. Gene Ontology annotation, biological process: actin filament organization. The transcript has 33 exons. Bases 213 to 7679 code for a protein of 2488 amino acids.
AGUCGGCGCGCUAGCGGGGUUGUGGUCGGGCGGGACAGGUGAAUCACAGCUGGAGUGAGACAGGUGACAGGUGACAGGUGAACCUGUGAGCUGCGAUACGGUGGUCACCAUGAGUGAACGUGCGUGUGAGACGGUCUCGUGAGACCGAGAAAGAGAGAGGGAGGAAGUGUGAGUGCGAGUGGCGUGCCUACACAGGUCAGUCAGGCCCCGUUAUGUCGAAGGCGGAGUGCAGGAAGUUUUCUCCAAACAUCUUCAACAAGCAGAAAUGCGCCAGCUGUUUCAAGCACAAGGAGGAACAUUCGGCGGCGGCUUUGGAUUCAAAUCGGGCGUCCCGAAAGGUCCAGCGGUGCGGGUUUCUGUUCGUGGCACCGGACUGGGACUUCAGUAACCCGUUGAACAGAACUAAGCGCUGGCAGCGUCGGUGGUUCGUGCUUUACGAUGACGGAGAGCUCACCUACUCCGUCGAUGACCACCCGGAGACGGUGCCCCACGGCGUCAUCGACAUGUCCAAGGUGCUGGAGGUCGCCGAUGCCGAGGACGUCACCGGCAACAGCUACAGCGUGGCCCUGACGGCACCCGACCGCGUCACCUUCAUCAAGGGAACCUGCAGGGAUGAGUCUCGCUGGUGGAUGGAUGCGCUGGAUGUCUACACUACGGCCAUGGUCAAGGGCCGAAACAAACGAAACGCCACCUUCCCUGGCGGAAGGGCCAGCACUCAUUCUUCUGCUACCACCCGAGAAGCAUCAGGUGCCGAGCCGUUCCAAACACCCCCCGUCAGCCGACGACGUCUGAUGAGUUGUCAGUCAGAGCCUGUCGCCCGGCCCCCUGCCCAGCCCCCUCCGAGGGAGAGUAGACCCUCGGUCCAGCCUGCAGCUAAAGAGAAUCGACCACCGGCCAGUGAGCCUCUACCGGUUCCGGGGGCGGCUCAACCAGCCAAUGACGCGGACCCGCUACCGGCCUCCUCCGAGUCUCCGCCGACCCAGGACCGCUGUCGGACCCGACGACUUGCCAAACUGGCCCGUCAGACCCGACAGGGACGAGCCAAGUCGGCCGAUACCAUCGCCGAAAUACUCAGCACCAGCCGCUCCAGCCAGAAUUUCCUGAAUGAAGAGGAGCAGCCUCAGAGGAUCACGGACAGCCUGGACGCGACGGACUCUAGCGGUUCUGCGAGACUGACAUCUACCGGCAAACAAGAGGACGGCGGUGACCUGGCUGACUACUCGAGUCGGCGGGAGGAGAAGUUGAAGGACAUCGCUGACUCUCUGACUCGACCCAGGCCCACUCGGACUCUCUCCUUCCUGCAGAGUAUAGAGCACAGCAAGCUUCAGUCAGCUGACGAGAAGCCGACUCGGGAGAACGACGACGAUUCGUCGGUGGGUCGGUCCGCCACCCCACCGUCCGAUGUCGUCAUUGGCACCGACAGACCCGACGCCGGUGACGCUGUGGUCGGCGGCGGCGACACAACGGAGCUGCGGGUCAACCUGCCGGCAGAGGAACUGCUCAGGAUCAAAAAGGGAUGGCUGAUGAAGCUCACCGAGAAAAAGACGUGGGCCAAACACUGGUUCGUCCUGAGAGGCACCUCGCUCAUCUUAUACCGAGACACGGGAGCGGAGGACCUCAAUGUCACCGACGGCCUCAUUGACCUGAACGGCGCACAGUGGGUCGAGGAGUGUGAGACUGAGAAAAACUACGGCUUCCAGAUCACGACGUGGGACGGAACCCGUAUCCAGCUGUCAGCAAUGACCUCCGGGAUCCGCGGAAACUGGAUCCAGGCGCUGCGGAGCGCCGCCCACCUGUCUGACUCGGACCACCGUCUGUCGCUGGGGGAGCGGCUGGAGCGGCAACUGGACACGGCCAGGCGCCCACUGUAUACCACCGCCGAGCGCGACACAGCGAUGGUGGCGCCGUCUAGCGGCCGCCAGGCGGCGCCACAGUCUACCGACUCCUGUCGAUCGGCCUCUGAGAGUUCUGACGGCAGUGGUGGGGAGCGGGCCGAUAAGAUUUCCGACUCACCGCCAGAAUCACUGGGGUCACUGACUCGAACCAAAGAUCGGGUUCGCUCUCGCUCCUCCAGCAGCUCUCGCUCCACCAAGCGGUCUCGUUCCUCACCAGACGGAUCACGGAGCAGCACCCUGGAUCAGUUCCCGACUCCUGAGGAGCUCGGAUCACCUGUAGAGACCCCGACUGAGUCAGCGGAUCAGGAGGCAAUGCAGGGUGUAAAUGUUGAAGGAGAGCAGCAACAAGGGCAGCAACAAGGGCAGCUACAAGAGCAGCUAGCAGGGCAGCUUCAACAGGAGUGUGAAGAGAAGGAAUCUCAGCAGCGAGUACCGCUGUCGCAGAGACAACAUGAGCCGUUGCAGCGACAACAUGCGCCAUUGCAAAGAACAGACAAUCGUCAGCAACAGCAGCAGACUCAGCGGCUGGGAACAACCGAGCAGGAAGAUCAACCUAAACAGCAGGAGGAGGAACAUCAACAGCAAGAGCAGCAGCAAGGUAAUCUUCAGCAGCGGCAAGAGGAACAACAAAAGCAGCAGCAGCCGAAGCAGUCCACAGUGGCUGAAGUGUCGCCUUUCAGACGUUCCUGGGGACUCGGCAGGGAGUCUCUCCGCUCGUCUCUGCGCUCGGAUAGUCUGUACUCGGGCCGACUGGAGGACAACAGGGAACCGUUCACUGCUGGCCUCGACCGGUCCAAGCUGCGCUCUUCCCUGCGCACCCUGCCCACCGAGCCGUCUACCGGUGGCCACGACCCGGUGUUGAGUCGACUCCGUCAACGUAUCGCCGUCCUAGAGGCCGACAGAUCCGAGGCCGAACGCCAAGCUCGUCGAGCGGUCGCAGAACAGGCUGGACAUGCUACAGAGCUAGCGGAAUGGCGUGGACGUGCCUCCUCGCUAGAACAUCAGCUGAGUCAGCUACUUCAGCGGCUGCAACAUCAGGAGAGGCAGCUGGCGGAGCAGACGGACCAGGUUCAGCAGCUUCAGCAAGUAGAGAGGCGAUACCACCAGCUGCUGAGGCAGUAUGAUGAACUCCAGGCGAGCAGAGCUGCUGUGGAGGAUGGUGAACAAUGGCGGAGACAUUACGAAAGACUUGAAGAACGCUACCUCAGCGAUCACGCUGAUUGGGAGAGACAGUUGAAUGAAGCCGAACAACGACUUCAUGAGCUGCGACAGAAGAGUGACGCACAUGCAGAGACAGAUCGUAGCGUGCAUCAGUUGACGGCGCAGCUACGUCAGGCAGAGACGCAGCUUCGUCAGCUAACUGAUCAGCUGGAGGCAUCGCGGCAAGGACGCCAACAAGAGGUUGCCGGACUACGUCAAGAAGCUACUGUUCGCGAGACAGAAAUGCGUCGACUCAAAGCCGAGCUAGAGGCACAACAGAGUACUCGAGAUGCCAUCAAGCAGGACAAGUCAGAAGUGUACAAGCUGAAAGAUCUGGUGCAUGAGUUGAGGUCACUGCUGGAAGACAGAGCGUCGGAACUAGAAAGGCAGAGGAAGGAGGCAAAGGCAGCUCGUCAGGAGCUUACCGAAGCACGUCAGGAGUUGGCCGAAGUUCGUCAGGAGAUGGAGUCGGUUCAGGCAAGACUCCAACAGGGCAUUGAGGAGAAUGAGACUCUGUCUGCUCGUGUCAGAGCCCUCAGCGGACAGCGGGGUCUAUCAAGAGCGGGGAGUACUUCUUUGGGUACCUCCCGUGAAAGGAUGUCCUCACGACGCCAGCUCCAGAUCGCCAGUAUAGCUUCUUUGAGCGACUUGACUGCUGGAGUCACCACUGAUACCGACAGCCUCGGCCGCGACCAGCUACAAGACGAAUACUCAGCACUACUUGAUAGAUUCGACAAGGCCGUAGCGGAAAUUCGAGCUCUCAAACGUCAACUGCGGGAGCUGCAGGGUCAACAAGAUCAAACUGAGCUAGAAACGGCUCGGUUGAAGCAGCAGCUAGAAAACAGGAAUGAAGCCCAGGCGGCGGAAGCAGCCCUGAUGAAGGACAGACUUCAGGACUUGACCGCCAAGCUGGCUACAUCUGAAAAACAAGCGCGUCAGCUGAAGCAAAAGUUGGCCAAGGGCGAUGCCAGGGAUCGACGCAGGACAUCUUCUCUGAAGGGUCGCGAAUCUUUCAGCAUCCCUGCUGAACUGGAGACCAAGCUAUCAGAAUUGGAGAAGCGUGUGGCUGCCUGGGAUGGCAAGACUGCGAUCGAAGCAAAGCCCGCCAGUGGUAGUGCCUCUCAGGCUUCUAACACCUCCGAUCAAGCCACUACAAGCGUUCGGUCAAGCCAACCAGACGCCGCCGCCGCCACAGGCUCAGGCACAGCCGAACCAGCCCGUGCGCGACGCUCUCGAAGUUUCGAGGAAUCCACCAAAGCCUGGCGACUUCGUCGGAAGAGUUUGGACUCUGCCACAGCUUCGGACUCUCUAAAAGUAAUAAUGCGUGUUAAUUCGCUAGAACAGCGAGUGGCAGCGCGUAACACCAAGUCGCCCUCGCCUCCGCGUCGCUCGCCAGCUCCGGUGAGGAAGGUUUCACCUGCUCCGGUGAGAAAGGUUCGAGCGAGGUCGGCAGAACUGAGGCCGGCCUCUCCCGACCGUCCGACCGGAGAGCUGAGGACGAGACUGAGAAAACUGGAGAGUCUGGUGCGCCAAGUUCGUGAACAACUGGAGACUUGUGUGGGCGAGCUGCAGGCUACCGAAAUACCAGAGAUAUCCUCGGUGUGUGGCCGUCUCUCGGAUACCGUCUCUCUUCUCUCCGGAGCUCGCCUUCAGCCCAGCGACGGUAUUCGCGCCGUGGUCGAGCGCGUUCGGCAACUCCUACUCCGCAAAGCCCACGAGCAGGCUCAGGCUCAGGCGCAGCUAAAAGCGGCGCGGCGGUGGACGGCUGCCGAAAGGCGGCGGCUUUCGGCAGAGAGGCUGGCUUACCAGACUGUGGUGUUGGCGUGUCUGGCUGAGGCGCUACAGGCGGCUGGGAGACCAGCUCCGUUUGAGCGGAGACUGAGACUGCAGCUACUGUUGGAGACACAUCGGAGAGUGGGGACGCUGAGGCAUCGUCUAACUACCGGAGAAGGCGUGGAGAAUGUCUCUAGUGGGAUGGUGGAGGCGUUCUCGUCGCUCCUGGCCGAACACCUCGGCUCCUUGGAGGAGUCGGCGGCGCUGCUCCGUCCCACGGGAGCCGGGACGGGAGCCGGAGCCGGGGGGAGCUCGGCUCCUGCGCGGAGGACUCCGGCGGUACAACAGGACCGACAGCUGAGGCGACUGCAUCACAGCUUGCUUAAACAGGAGUCCGAGGUGACAGCGGCAGUGACGGCCUUCAAGACGGACAAGCUGUCCCGCCUUGCCGAGUCCCUGGCUGCUGAGACGCUGCUGGGCGGUCAGCAGCCGCCAGCUGACGACGAUCAGCUGCUGGAGGAGGAGAAGGUUCGAGACGCCUGGAACAUGGCCCAGAACACCAUCACAGAGGAGAUGGUCGAAGCCGAAAUGUCGACCAUGAUGCUCAAGUUCGUGGAGCUAUACGAGCGAGACUUGGAGGUGGACAGACAGCACUGCUUCCUGCUAGUUCAAGCGCAGCAGCAGCUGGCCGAGCGCAGGUACACGGUAGCCACAGACAGCCUCCGAGCUGAAAUGGAGGAGGCGGUCAUGGCGCUCAGUCAGCGCUACGAGACGGCGCUGGCGCGUCUGAGGGCGGCGCCGGAACCGCCGCCGCCCCCGCCGGCUGACCAGUCGGAUAGACUUCUGGCGGAGCUGGCGGACGUGGUGGCUCAGAAGGCCAUCGUCGACGGCUACCUCUCCGUGAUCAGCGACGAGGACGAAUCCGGCUCAGACGCUACUCUGGAGAUUAUCGAGGAGGACCCGGCCGGGGACCGCGCCGUCCCCCUGGACACCAGUCUUCAGCGGGACAGCGCCCUGGCCGUGUUCUUCGGAGAGGGCGCGUCGGCGAGCGACCAGGCCGAGCUGCAGCAUCUCUACCGCGCCGCCGUGGAGCGCUGCCGGGGCGAACUAUCCGACUACGGUGUAGCCAUCCCGGCCGGUCAGACUCUGGAUGAGUUCUGUGAGAGGACACAGGAGACGGUGGCGGCCGUACGGGCAGAGUGUACCGCGCAGCUGCAGCAGGAGAGGAACAGGCAUAAGGAACAGGUUCGCUCCCUGGAACGCGAGCUCGACAGUCUUCGCAAAAGCCGGCUGCGCCCUCGCAGCGUCGACAAGAGCCGCCGCCGCGUCUCAGACAUUACGGGCAUGGUGGCUAGUGCAGAGCUGGAAACAGCCCCUCUUGGGGUCAUACGUCAAGAAUUGACACAGGGAUCUAGCACUGUUAGCGUUCCAGCAUCUGCCGAAGAACCUUGUCGGCAAUGCGAAGAGCUUCGCGCACGUACUGAAACGCUUUCCAGUGAACAUACCUCAGAACUAAAGGCUCUGCGCAAGGUACAAGACGCCGAACUGGAACAACUGAGACGCGAGAUGACUUCUGAGGUCAACAAGGUCACAGCUACGUAUGAACGCGAGAAGGAAGCACUAGCGAGUGAAGUUCGCCUUCUUCGACGACGUUUAGAGAGCCUUGAGACGGAGUAUGAGACGCAGCUCUCUAGUCUGCGUGGGCAGUAUGAGAGGACAGCAGGGGAAGGGGCGGAGAAGCCUCACGAUGACGCGCUGGCAGAGGAGAGCAUUCGGAGACGCUAUCAGGCCGAGAUCGAGCAGCUACGGGCGUUGUGUGAGAAGGGCCUCGUCGCCAUGGAGAACUCUCACCGUCGUAUCAUUGCCGAUCUAGAGGAGAAGCACCACCGCGAGCUGCGAGCCCUGGAGGCAGAGAAACAGCAGGCGCUGGCAGAGGAGACGCAGGCUACACUGGCUGCUCUGGACGCCCUCCGAAAGGCACACGAAACUGAGGUGCAACGAGAGAUCUGUAAGUUCAAGGAUGAGUUCAUCAAGAAGAUGCAGCCCACGCUCGAUGUCGGCAAACUUCAAAAAGAGCAUGUUGCGGAGAUGGGCGACAUCAAGGGUGAGAUCCUCAGUCUGAGUGAGAAGUACAGCAUCAAGUGUCUGGAGACGGCCUCACUCGAGGAGAAGGUGGAGACUCAGACCCGGAGCCUUCAGGAGGCCAACCAGCGCGUCUUCCAGCUGGAUGCCAGGAACAAACAACUGCGGGCUCAGCUCUCUGCCAACAUAUCCGAACUGUCUGAGGGUAACAGCGCAGCCGGGAAACCCUCAGCCGGUCAGCAGCUGGCUCUAGCCCGCAGUCAGCUGACAGAAACCCGUGAAGAGGCUCAGAGGCUGCAGCAUCAGCUGGAGAGCACUCAAAAGCGCGAGGCGGAGCUUACGGCGUUGUGCGGUCAGCUGUGCUCUUACCUUCGUGCCGAGCGUCAGCUUCGUACCGAUGAAGUCAGCUCGCUUCGGGCAAGGCUAGAACAUGUCGUUCUCACGGCUUCGAGAUGUCAACAAGGGUCGCGGGUCAGCGCGCACGGCAGCGGGGGCUCUUCAGACGCGGAGGAGCAGCCGCCGCGUCUCAGGAGGGGCGCCAGCCUCAACCCGGCCAGAAUCCGAGAGCUGAUGCGGUCUCCCAGCUGCCCGCGACUCACGGGCUCUGUCCUGUCAGCGGCGGCUCUCGGCGGUCGCCUUUCCUCGCCUCUCUCCGGAAUGGUGGCCUCUCGCAAAAAGGUGUUCGAGACGCCGACUCCCGACAGCGGCCGCCAGACUCAGAGGAUCUGAGGCCUCAGCUCCGACCUGAAGCGAUCGUGAUCUGGAUUGAUCAUGGCUCCGCAACUACCAAUCUUCCUGUUACCGUUGAUCAAUGAUCAGGAUUCUAUGCUAGUGCUGUCAUCGGUAAUAGCUCCGCAUUCGUGCUGUCACCGAGGGUGCUAUUUCGAAGAACCGCGCUAUGUUUUAGCGCAUGUUUAUAGGUGUCGCUGGUGUCGCUAAAAGAGGGCGCUGGCGCCGAUUAAAGAUGGCGCGGGUGUGUCGGCUCUUCAGCCGAGAGUAAGAGUUGGUCCAUGAAUGUCCGUAUGUGUGCAUUCUGGAGCGGUUGAAUUUGUCCUUGAUAGUAUGAAGCCUCAUUUUCCCCACCUGCUACCUAGUGGUGGCACCAUGCAAUAACAGUAGCUGGCGACCUCAAGGGUCGACCAAAUCGCAAAUACCAGCAGAGACUUAAUUGCUCAACGUGAUUACAGGGGAAAGGCGAAUGCUAGAAGCUGGCUGGUUCCUGCGGUGUAUGUGUGUGCGUGUGUGUGAUUGUUUUUGUCUGCUAUCAGAGCCUUAGUGAUGGAUGAAUGCCUGGGAGAAAUACUUUGCUGCAAAGCUCACUGACAAUACAUAAGCUAAUAUUUACUUCUGACAAUAUUUUGUAACAAAUAUACAAUUUCUCUGAUGCA